This is a messenger RNA of Cordyceps fumosorosea ARSEF 2679, 2058 nucleotides long. Its product is annotated as transketolase. The record is from RefSeq and is a predicted model, not a curated record. NCBI's taxonomy places the organism in Eukaryota, Fungi, Ascomycota, Sordariomycetes, Hypocreales, Cordycipitaceae. Gene Ontology annotation, molecular function: transketolase activity. Gene Ontology annotation, cellular component: cytosol. Gene Ontology annotation, biological process: pentose-phosphate shunt. The transcript has 5 exons. Bases 1 to 2058 code for a protein of 685 amino acids.
AUGGCCUACACCGAAUUAGAUCAGCUCGCAAUCAACACCAUCCGUCUACUGGCGGUGGAUGCCACCUUCAACAGCAACUCGGGCCAUCCCGGUGCCCCCAUGGGCAUGGCUCCCGUUGCCCACGUCCUAUUCAACAAGUUCAUGCGCUUCAACCCGCAGAACCCUUCGUGGCUGAACCGCGAUCGUUUUGUCCUCUCUAACGGUCACGGCUGCAUGCUUCAGUAUGCUCUGCUUCACCUUUUCGGCUACAAGCUUACUAUCCAGGACCUCAAGGACUUCCGUAAAGUCGACAGCAUCACCCCUGGCCACCCCGAGGCUCACGAUACCCCGGGCAUUGAGGUCACCACUGGCCCCCUCGGCCAGGGUGUCUGCAAUGCCGUCGGUCUCGCCAUGGCUCAAGCCCACACAGCUGCCAUCUUCAACAAGCCUGGCUUCGACCUCGUCAACAACUACACAUACUGCUUCCUUGGCGAUGGCUGCCUGAUGGAGGGUGUCUCUGGUGAAGCCAGCUCCCUCGCUGGCCACCUCCAGCUUGGCAACCUCAUCUGCAUCUACGACGACAACCACAUUUCUAUUGAUGGCGACAUCAACUGUGCUUUCACUGAGGAUGUUGCCAAGCGUUAUGAGGCCUACGGGUGGCAUGUCGUCACCGUAGGUGACGGUGACAGCGAUCUCGCUGGCAUCGAGGCUGCCAUCAAGGAGUGCCAGGCUGUCAAGGACAAGCCUUCCAUGAUCAAGCUCCGCACUACCAUCGGGUACGGCUCCCUCCAGCAGGGUACCCACGGUGUCCACGGCUCUCCGCUCAAGGCAGACGACAUUGCUCAGGUCAAGAAGAAGUUUGGCUUCAACCCUGACGAGAGCUUCGCCGUUCCCCAGCAGGUCUACGAUCUCUAUGGCAAGCACUCCUCCGAGGGCGCGGCCGCCGAGUCCGAGUGGAACCAACUGCUUGCCAAGUACAAGGAGAGCUUCCCUGCCGAGCACGCUGAUCUUGUCCGCCGCCAGUCCGGUGAGCUUCCUCAAGGCUGGGAGAAGUCUCUGCCCACUUACACCCCCUCCGACGCUGCUGUCGCUACCCGUAAGCUCUCCGAGACUGUUCUCACCAAGAUUGAAGCUGCCGUUCCUGAGCUGUUCGGUGGUUCCGCCGAUCUGACUGGCUCCAACCUCACCCGCUGGAAGAACGCUGUCGACUUCCAGCCCAAGGCCACUGGCCUCGGUGACUACUCUGGUCGCUACGUUCGCUAUGGUGUUCGUGAGCACGCCAUGGGCGCCAUCCUCAACGGUCUCGCCGCCUACGGCACCAUCCUCCCCUACUCCGGUACUUUCCUCAACUUCGUCUCCUAUGCCGCUGGUGCCGUCCGCCUGUCGGCCCUGUCGCACUUCCGCACCAUCUGGGUCGCCACCCACGACUCCAUUGGUCUCGGUGAGGACGGCCCUACUCACCAGCCUAUUGAGACCCUUGCCCACUUCCGUGCCCUGCCCAACUGCAUGGUGUGGCGUCCUGCCGACGGCAACGAGACCUCCGCUGCCUACUACGUCGCCCUGACCUCCAAGCACACCCCCAGCAUUGUCGCCCUCUCGCGCCAGAACCUUCCCCAGCUGGAGGGUGCCACCAUCGAGAAGGCAUCCAAGGGUGCCUAUGUCCUGCAGGAGGUUGAGGGUGCUAACGUGACCCUUAUCUCCACCGGUUCGGAGGUGUCCAUCUGCGUCGACGCCGCCAAGGAGCUUGCUGAGAAGCACGGCCUCAAGGCCCGUAUCGUGUCCAUCCCUUGCUUCGAGGUCUUUGACGCGCAGUCCAAGGAGUACCGCCUCUCCGUUCUGCCCGACGGCAUCCCCAUCCUGUCGGUUGAGGUCAUGAGCACCAUGGGAUGGGAGCGCUACUCUCACGAGCAGUUUGGCCUCAACCGCUUCGGUGCUUCGGGUGCCUACAAAGACGUGUACAAGAAGUUUGAGUUCACGCCCGAGGGUAUUGCUAAGCGUGCCGUUGCUACUGUGAACUUCUGGAAGGAUGUUCCCAACGUGCGCUCCCCUCUGAACCGCGCGUUCCAGCAGCUCAUUUAA